Dermacentor silvarum is the source of this 2190-nucleotide messenger RNA. RefSeq lists its product as uncharacterized. The coding region runs from base 1 to 2190 and encodes 729 amino acids. Gene Ontology annotation, molecular function: metalloendopeptidase activity. NCBI's taxonomy places the organism in Eukaryota, Metazoa, Arthropoda, Arachnida, Ixodida, Ixodidae. Gene Ontology annotation, biological process: protein processing. Gene Ontology annotation, cellular component: plasma membrane. The record is from RefSeq and is a predicted model, not a curated record. The transcript has 10 exons.
AUGGCACGGGCAGCCCUGGAAAAGUCUGCUAAAGUGAAACACAGGGCCCGGGCAGCGGUUCGCCGGGUGACGUCAACGACAGAGGAGUGGCCAACGACAGCGGCUGGCCAGGCGGGACUGCAGGAAGACGACGACGUAGGCUUCGAAGCGCCUCGAGAAAAGGUUUCCGAGGAAAGCGGCCGAACCGAAUGCAACAGCUCCCUGUGCCGACAACUGAAGGACUGGUUCGUCGAAACGGUUGUCAGCCAGGCGGACCCUUGCAACGAGCGGAACACGUUCGUUUGUGGCUCUUCGGUCACGUUUCCCAGCUUCCAUUCGGACUCUGCUGAGCGCUCGGUGAUCACGGAAGGAAGCAGGCAAAACGACUCUGCCCACGAACAGGAGAACUACGGGCCCGUCGGGGCAGAUGGCGAUGAACUCAUGAAGUCCUGCGUAGAGUACUCGCGGAAUCCGAACGAGGGCGUGCGGGACGUCCUCUCUUUCCUCUCGCGAUUCAACCUCGACCUACGUCACAUGGCGGACGACCCGUCGGAGGAUCCCUUGCAACGCAUGAUGGAGCUCUCCUUCGAGUACGGUGUCGACGCACCGGUGUCCUUCUCCCGCAAGUACGACGUCAUCGGCGACCCAUCGGCGCCGUUUGUGGUCGAUAUCACGCUAAACCCGGAAGUGAAUGAAUUCAUCACCUCCUCACGAGCAAUGGGACAAGAUGAUAUCGAAAAGUUCUACCGGUCCUUCCUCCACCAAUACGCUCUCGUGGAAAACAAUACCAUAACAGAGCAGCUCGUGGAUUCCGAUGAUGAAAUUUCAGAGUUUGUGAACGAAACGGAGGAAUCCACUGAGCCUGUCAAAAUGAGCAUCGCAAGCCUGUCCGACAGCACCGGCGUCACAUCAGAUCGGUGGAAAGAGCUGCUGUCCCUGUUCGGAGGUUCGAAGCACGCUUCCUACGAGCACGUCACUGCGGACGAGCAAGCACUGGCCAUGGUGGCCUACUUGUCGCGGCCUGGCGACAGGCUGAGCAAGCGGCUCGUGUUGGCCUGGCACGUUCUUCGCUACCUGGUGGGACCCAAGGCGGACGUCCUGGCGGCUCUCAACAGGACACGCGCGAACGAGGAACUCCCGGAGGACAAUGUGGCCAUGCCAACGCCGGAGGAUAAGUGCCAGCGUCUGGUGGAGAAAGUCAGUGGUGUGCCGUACAGGGCUCUCGACAUGCUUGAAGGCCAGAACGUCGUGUCCACUGAGACCAUCUCGGACGUGACGCGAUUCAUGGCGGAGUUCCAGGACGCAGCGGCCUUCGUCUUCACGGACGGAGCAAAGAUCGGCGACGUCAUGGCAACCAUCGGAACCUCGUCGGCACAAAGUUCAACGGCUUCCGUAAAGCAACGAGUCGCAUUGUUCCCGAAGUCGGUGGUAGAGGGCUCUGAUGCCGAACACCUGUUCAUGGCGCUCGGGGAUGUCAGGACGAGCACUGCCGGGACUCCAGAGCAAGGCGACGCUGCGACGGCCCGCAGCUUCCCGCAGCUCUGGCUGCGACGUCUCCGAGCGUGGCAUGCCCUCCCGCCGCUGGCGCAGGCAAUGCUCCCAGCAAUGGCGUCGGUGGUCAACGUGGACUCGCCGGCGGCCUUCUUCCGGCCCCCUUACUACGACGCCAGAGCCCCGCCGGCGUACAACUUCGCCGCACUCGGACAGGUCAUCGCGCAAGCCAUGGCGCACGAACUCAUCGAACGGCAACGCGCUGAUCCAGCCAUCGACGAGCGCUGGCGGCGCUUCUGGGGUGGAGGUGGUGACCACGUGAACGGCGGCAGCAUGUAUUGCCUCUACGCCGGCUACAAUAAGAGUGGCACUUGGCGGCAGAGCAGGCUCAACGAAAGUGACCUCACCAACGGAGUGCGCCUUGACGAGGUCCUGGGCUCCAGGAUAGCCUACCUGGUGUUCCAGAGAGCGCGGCACUCCAAAGCUACCGAGAGCGGCCAGACGAGGGCGCUGCCGGGUGUGCGGCUCUCGAGCAAGCAGCUAUUUUUCGUCAUGCAUUGCGCAUUGAGCUGCGCCAUGGGCGGCGACCACGGUCCAGCCAUCAGUCCGGCUGACCGGAGCUGUAUGGUCGUGUACAGGACGCGAAAACGCUUCAUUGACACUCCCUGCGGGCAGGCCUCCUCCAGCGAGAGUGUACCCAACGAAUGCCGCUACUUAUAA